Molecule: messenger RNA, 2016 nt
Organism: Neoarius graeffei (lesser salmon catfish)
Lineage: Eukaryota; Metazoa; Chordata; Actinopteri; Siluriformes; Ariidae
Product: Alpha-aspartyl dipeptidase-like
Exons: 9
Coding region: 119-844 (241 amino acids)
Biological process (GO): proteolysis
Molecular function (GO): serine-type peptidase activity
Source: RefSeq, a predicted model, not a curated record
CAUAUUGGAUGCCAGCUGCCGUAAAACUCCAACGAAGAAGAAGAACCCUGCAUCCCAGUACUUCCGGCUACAUGACCAACAGGUUGGACUCCUGCUGGACUCGGACUGUGCUGUGACCAUGAACAGACGUCUGCUUCUGGUGUCCAACUCCACGCUGUAUGGAGGAGGAUAUCUCGAGCACUGUCAGCAGAACAUCUCUGACUUUUUUGGAAAACAGGUGACGAGGAUCCUGUUCAUCCCGUACGCUCUACACGACCGCGACGCAUACACCAAGACGGCCAGAGACAAACUGAACAGUCUGGGUUAUGAAGUAGACAGUGUUCAUGAGGCUGCAGACCCUGUCGAGGCCGUGCGUAAAGCCGAGGGCAUAUUCAUUGGUGGAGGAAACACGUUCCGUCUGCUCAAAGCCCUCUAUGAUGAUAACCUGGUGACUGAAAUUAAAAAAAGAGUGCUUCAGGAUGGAAUUCCGUACAUGGGUUCGAGUGCCGGCUCUAACGUGGCCACCAUUAGCAUUAACACCACUAACGACAUGCCCAUCGUUUACCCUCCCAGCUUCUCUGCUAUUGGCCUCGUCCCAUUCAACAUCAACCCACACUACCUGGACACCGACUCAAAGAGCAGGCACAUGGGGGAAACACGUGAGCAGAGAAUCACUCAGUAUCACGAGGAGCUGAACACACCAUGUGUGCUGGGUCUGAGAGAAGGCUCCAUGCUGCUGGUGGAAGGAAAUACAGCCACGUUACUCGGCACCACCAACGCUCGACUCUUCCAGAGCUGCAGCGGAUGUGAGUUGCGAGGAUGCCCAGAGGAUGCAGAGAGGAUACAGCAGACGUUUAACGGAUGAUAACGGACAUAGAACGUUUGUUGCUCGUAUAUGUCGCGGAUUUACAUCGUACACGGCGGAAAGUUCAUCCGUUCUAAAAGUUUUGUGCAGCUCAAAUGAAAUCACAGUGGACGGAUGCUCGAUGGAUAGAGCGUAUGAAGCACGUAUGCAAUGAGUACACAACGGAUGCAUAGCGUUUUCCAACGGAUGGCAAAGAUUUUUUUACGUUUUACAUCCUCUUUGCAUCCGUAAGUGCAGUGGGACCGGGCCUUUAGAUUUUUAUUUUUUGCAGUGUAAAAGCACAACUUUAUUCAUCACACACUUGUGAAAUUCCUCUCUGCAUUUAACCCAUCUGAAGCAGUGAACACACACAUGCGAGCAAUGAGCACACACACACACAGCAGUGGGCAGCCAUGCUAACAGCGCCCGGGGAGCAGUUGGGAGUUCGGUGCCUCGCUCAAGGCCGUCCCAUAUUAACCUAACCUGCAUGUCUGUGGGGGAAACUGGAGCACACCCAUGCAAACUCCAUGCAGAAAGGCUCCCGCUGGCCGCGAACCCAGAACCAUCUUGCUGUGAGGCGACCAUGCUAACCACUUACACCACCGUGCCAUACUUAUUGAUCAGUAUUCUUAAAUCAGGGUUGGUCAUAUUUCCCGGUCAACGACUUAUUUCCCAGACGGCGUCCGAUAAAUAAUCUCCGUAAAAAUAAUUAUCAUGGGGAUGUCGUGGCUCAGAUGGCUGGGGCACCAUACCGUGGGUCCGGGGACCCGGGUUCGGUUCCGACCUGGGGUCGUUUCCCGGUCCCUCCCCGUCUCUCUUUCCUGCUCGUUUCCUGUCUCUCUACACUGUCCUAUCUAUUGAAAAAAAGAAAAAAAAAAGGUAAAAAAUAAAUAAAUAAAUAAUCAUAGUAAAAGAGCUAUUCACAGGGGAACACAGUUUAAGCUACACUGAAUGUCGCCCUCUGGUGGUUUAGCGGUGAAAAACCUCUAAACACUGGAAUAUAUUGGCUGUUUCGUUGUUAAGUGCGAGUCCUUAGUGUCACAUUUUAGUCAUUUAAACACCACCUUAACCUUUUAUAAAUACUAAUCAAUGCUUCAGUAUAUCCAUAAAAUGAACACUAAGAUUCAUCGUCAUGAGCAAAAACUGCUUUCAUAAAUUUAGCGUAAAGACUGUGUUUGUUUAUUUGUUUGUUU